GGCCUGCCAGCCCGCCCGCCCGCCCGCCCGCCCUCCCCCCUGGCCGGCUCGGCUCCUCGGCGCUGCCUGGGGUCCUUUCCUCCCGGUCCCCGCCUGCCAGCCCCCGCUGCGCUGUGCCCUGCCCGGCCGGGCCUGGAGCCGACACCACCGCCAUCAUGCCGGCCGUGUCCAAGGGCGAUGGGAUGCGGGGGCUCGCGGUGUUCAUCUCCGACAUCCGGAACUGUAAGAGCAAGGAGGCGGAGAUUAAGCGGAUCAACAAGGAACUGGCCAACAUCCGCUCCAAGUUCAAAGGGGACAAGGCCUUGGAUGGCUACAGUAAGAAAAAAUACGUGUGCAAAUUGCUCUUCAUCUUCCUGCUUGGCCAUGACAUUGACUUUGGGCACAUGGAGGCCGUGAACCUGCUUAGCUCCAACAAGUACACAGAGAAGCAAAUAGGUUACCUGUUCAUCUCCGUGCUGGUGAACUCGAACUCCGAGCUGAUCCGGCUCAUCAACAACGCCAUCAAGAAUGACCUGGCCAGCCGCAACCCCACCUUCAUGUGCCUGGCCCUGCACUGCAUCGCCAACGUGGGCAGCCGGGAGAUGGGCGAGGCCUUCGCGUCCGACAUCCCUCGCAUCUUGGUGGCUGGGGACAGCAUGGACAGCGUGAAGCAGAGUGCGGCCCUGUGCCUGCUGCGGCUCUACAAGGCCUCGCCCGACCUGGUGCCCAUGGGCGAGUGGACGGCCCGCGUGGUGCACCUGCUCAACGACCAGCACAUGGUGAGCCUGCCCCGCUGCCCGGCCGCCAGGGCCGUCCCACUGGGUGCCGCGCCCGUUCUGCGAGGCGAGCCCCGUCACUGGGUCUCAGCCUGCUCUUCCUUCUCUCCUUCCCUCUUCCCUGUCUCUUUCUCUCUCCGGCCCUCUCGCUGCCUCUCUGGGAUUGGCUGCCUGCCACGCCUGUCUUCUCUUGUCUGCUCUGGGAUUGGAUGGCCCAGCGAGCUGGAGCCACCUGCCCCUGAGAGCCCCAUGACUCUGCUGGCUGACCCGGCUCCAGCUGCUGACCCAGGUCCCGAGGACGUCGGCCCUCCCAUCCCCGAAGCCGACGAACUGCUGAAUAAGUUCGUCUGCAAAAACAACGGGGUCCUGUUUGAGAACCAGCUGCUGCAGAUUGGAGUCAAGUCAGAGUUCCGGCAGAACUUGGGCCGCAUGUAUCUCUUCUAUGGCAACAAGACUUCCGUGCAGUUCCAGAACUUCUCGCCCUCCGUUGUCCACCCUGGAGACCUCCAGACCCAGCUGGCCGUGCAGACCAAGCGCGUGGCCGCGCAGGUGGACGGCGGCGCGCAGGUGCAGCAGGUGCUCAACAUCGAGUGUCUGCGGGACUUCCUGACGCCCCCGCUGCUGUCCGUGCGCUUCCGGUAUGGGGGCGCCCCCCAGGCCAUCACCCUGAAGCUCCCGGUGACCAUCAACAAGUUCUUCCAGCCCACCGAGAUGGCGGCCCAGGACUUCUUCCAGCGCUGGAAGCAGCUGAGCCUCCCCCAACAGGAGGCGCAGAAAAUCUUCAAAGCCAACCACCCCAUGGACUCAGAAGUCACCAAGGCCAAGCUGCUGGGAUUUGGCUCCGCUCUUCUGGACAAUGUGGACCCCAACCCUGAGAACUUCGUGGGGGCUGGAAUCAUCCAGACUAAAGCCCUGCAGGUGGGCUGUCUGCUCCGGCUGGAGCCCAAUGCCCAGGCUCAGAUGUACAGGCUGACCCUGCGCACCAGCAAGGAGCCUGUCUCCCGCCACCUGUGUGAGCUGCUGGCCCAGCAGUUCUGAGCCCUGGACUCUGCCCUGCCCAGGGGUGGCUGGCACUGGGCUGCCCCUAGGACUGGGGCGGCUUUGGAUGGGGCAGCGAGGGGACCUCCACUGGUGACAGGGAAGACCCAGGGGUGGGGGGGUGCCUGGGACCUUCCUCCGGCCUUUUGUAUUUUUAUUUUUGUU
Molecule: messenger RNA, 1958 nt
Organism: Condylura cristata (star-nosed mole)
Lineage: Eukaryota; Metazoa; Chordata; Mammalia; Eulipotyphla; Talpidae
Gene: AP2A1
Product: adaptor-related protein complex 2, alpha 1 subunit
Exons: 14
Coding region: 156-1793 (545 amino acids)
Biological process (GO): clathrin-dependent endocytosis; intracellular protein transport
Cellular component (GO): membrane coat; AP-2 adaptor complex
Molecular function (GO): clathrin-cargo adaptor activity
Source: RefSeq, a predicted model, not a curated record